This is a messenger RNA of Sphaeramia orbicularis (orbiculate cardinalfish), 3234 nucleotides long. Its product is annotated as calpain-5. Gene Ontology annotation, biological process: proteolysis. The coding region runs from base 533 to 2686 and encodes 717 amino acids. The record is from RefSeq and is a predicted model, not a curated record. The transcript has 13 exons. Gene Ontology annotation, cellular component: cytoplasm. Gene Ontology annotation, molecular function: calcium-dependent cysteine-type endopeptidase activity. Lineage: Eukaryota; Metazoa; Chordata; Actinopteri; Kurtiformes; Apogonidae.
AAGAGGAGGAGGAGGAGGAGGAGGAGGACAUCAGACACAUCAGAAGAACUGAACUCCACUGAAGUUCCGAUAAAAUAAGGGCGAGGACAGAGGAGGACGGAGACGACGGCAGAACGAAGAAGAAGAGCGUCUUCAGCAGUGAGUGAUCUGAAAACGAUGAUGAGUGAGUGAAAGAGGAUCUGACGGAGCAGCCCCAGAAGGUUAUGUCACUGUGGGCCUAUUGUCUGGAGCAGCAGAUCCAGUUACAGCGUCCACGCCUGUCAGCAGGUGUCAGGGACGGACGGACGCACAUGGACACACACAUGCAUCAUACACACAGGACGGAACACACACACAGGCAUCAGCAGGUCCACCAGGUCCACCAGGUCCACCCAGGUCCACCAGGUCCACCAGGUCCACCAGGUCCACGUGGACAGAAGAGGACGCUGGUCUUCAGUGUGGACGUCUGUUUGUCUGUAAACCAGGACAGGAGGACAUGACUGUGUCCUCCAGGGAUCAGCUCUGAAGAACUCAGCUGGACUGAAGGACCAGGAUGCCGGUGCCCGUGGUCUCCUACCAGGACCAGAACUUCUACAGUCUGAGGAGGUCCUGCCGCCGCCGAGGAGCCCUGUUCAAAGACCCCCUAUUCCCCCCCACGGCCCAGUCCCUGUUCUACAAGAGGGACCCACCGCCGGGCCUGACCUGGAAGAGGCCCAGGGAGAUCUGUAAAGACCCUCGGCUGUUUGUGGACGGCAUCAGCACCCGUGACCUGCACCAGGGGAGUCUGGGAAACUGUUGGAUGGUCGCCGCCAUCUCCUGCCUCGCAUCUGAACCGACGCUGUGGAAGAAGGUCAUCCCUGACCACGUGGACCAGGAGUGGAACCCUAAGCGUCUGGACCUGUACGCCGGUAUCUUCCAUUUCCGCUUCUGGCGUCUGGGUCGAUGGUUGGACGUGGUGGUGGACGACCGUCUGCCCGUCAGCGCCGACGGCGUCCUGCUCUUCUGCCGCUCGGCCACGCCCAGGGAGUUCUGGAGCGCGCUCCUGGAGAAGGCCUACGCCAAGCUCAACGGCUGCUACGAAGCCCUGGAGGGAGGGAACACCGCCGAGGCCCUGGUGGACUUCACCGGGGGGGUUUCAGAGCCCCUCAGUCUGGACCGCCAGGUCCUGGACCAGCACGCAGACCACAGGAGGACGCUGUUUCAGACACUGGCCAAGGCCCACGAACGCAAAGCUCUGAUCACCUGCUCCAUACGGCCAGCAGAGGGUGAGGUGGUGGAGUCGGUGUUGGAUUGCGGUCUGGUGCGAGGCCACGCCUACGGGAUCACGGCGGUGAAGAAGCUGCGUGCGUCUGAGUCCUCGCUGCAGAACGGCGUUUCCCGCCUGCUCAUGGUGCGAAUGAGGAACCCCUGGGGGAGCACGGACUGGACGGGGGCCUGGAGCCAGAGGUCGCAGCAGUGGCAGCAGAUGGGCCGAACACAGAGGGACAGCGUGGGCCUGGUGGUCCGAGACGUCGGAGAGUUCUGGAUGGCCUUUGAGGACUUCUGCCGUUACUUCACUGACGUGGUGCUGUGUCAUCUGGUGGAGGGGCCGGUGUUGUGGCCCGGGUCCCAUUGGAGGGAGGUGUUCUGUUACGGAGACUGGGCCCCGGCCCCGCCCAGCACCGCUGGACCUCCCACCAAACACUCCAUGACCCCGGGAAAGAAAAUCACCGCAACUGGACCGACCAAACAACAACAACAACAGCAGCGCGGAAACCGAAAGGAGGCGCAACUCUGGGAGAGUCAACGGGGCCGAACCAAAGAGGGGAAUUCUGGGAAAAAAGACAAGACCGUCCAAGCAACAGCAGAGGAUGACGUCGAGGUCCGGCUCAGCGGAGUCUGGGAGGUCCAGGUGGACCGGAGGAGUCGAUGUGGAGGGUGCAUCAACCACAGGGACACCUUCCUGCACAAUCCACAGUUUAUGUUUGACGUGAGAAGAAAAGAGGAGGAGGUUCUGAUGUGUCUUCAGCAGGAGGACCGAAGGAUUCGGAGGAAGGACGGAGACGGGGAGAACCUGCCCAUCGGGUUUGAGGUUCUGAGGGUGGAGGUGAACCGCUGUACUCGGGUUCACUGCGUGGUGGAACAGGCCUCCAGCUCCGUCUACAUGGACUCUCGGAGCGUGACGCUCAGGGCAGAGUUGGCGCCGGGUCGCUACGUCGUCGUGCCAACCACCUUCCUGCCUGGCGCCAAAGGUCACUUCCUGCUACGACUCUUCUCCCAUUCCCACAUCGAGCUCAGGGAGCUGCUGGAGGACUUACCCCCCCCUUCGGCGUUCCAGUGUUUUCUACCUCAGCCCGCCGUCGUCACCACCGUUCACCUGCGCAGAGCGUCUGGACUCCGCCCCAAACGGCCUGCUCCAGACGUCUACGCCAUCCUCCGAUGUGAAGACGCCGUCAUAAAGACGCCGGUGUUUAAGUCGGACGGAAACCCUGAGUUUAACAUCCGAACCAUCUUCUACAGACGAGACCCUCAGACGCACAUCUGCAUCGAGGUCUGGACCAGAGGUUUUCUGUGGGACUCUGUUCUGGGCGAAGCUCGACUCCAGACCGCCGAGUCCGAGAGGGGGCGGAGUCACGUGAUGGACCUACGAGGCGGCCGAUCCCGUUCCGGAUCCAGAGGUUGUGUUUACGUGGAGACGUCGUCCAGCGUCUGCCUCGAGGAUUUAUGACGACGCAUCAUGUGAUCCAAAUCCGAACAAACGCAGGUUUUAUCGGAUUUACCCGAAACUACGCAAAUGUACGAUGACAGCGUCCAUGUUUUCCCAGAGGAUCCAGUUCAGACCUGGUGAGGUUAUUGAACACGUUCACAGUUGGUCUGGAUGUACUAUGGCCCCGCCCACAACGACUCACAGAAAGGAUUAUUAUGGGAUGGAAGUCAGUGGUCUUCAGGUGCCUUUUGGUCCAUUUUAUGACAGUCGGUCCCCAGUUUGUACCUGAAAUAAACAUCAGUUCGUGUGUGAGGUGCUUUUUUUUGUCGUAUUUGUGCAUCAGUUUGGUCCAUUUUAUUACAGUCGGCCCCCACUUUGCACUUUAAAUAAACACGAGUUCGUAUGUGUGUGUGACACUGACAUCAUUUCUUUUUUUCAUUUCUUUUUUCUAUAGAUUUCAGCCAUUUUCUAUAAAUUGCUUAUUUAUUUUUUUAGUUGUUUUUUUCUGAACGUCUGAACGCAUUUGUUUUUGCUUUUGUAUUUUUGGAUACAAACUAUUAAAGGCGUGU